AAAACGAAUAUAUAAAUGAUAUAAAAAGUGUAUACGACAUUGCAUUUACUUACCUUUCAAUGAUAUAAAAGUUAUAGUAUAAAAUGACAUUUCAAUUACGUACAUAAAAGUUAUUAAACCAACUCUAUUCUUCAGUGGAUAAUGGCAGAACCAAGUAAACCACCGUUAAAACUCGACGGCAAAAUAACAAUAAUAACCGGCGGAGCAAGCGGAAUCGGAGAAGCAACAGCGCGUCUCUUCGCCAACCACGGCGCGUACGUCAUAAUCGCCGACAUCCAAGACGAAAACGGCCAACAAGUCGCCAAUUCCAUCGGCACAAACCGCUGCACCUACAUCCACUGCGACAUCUCUGACGAACAACAAGUAAUCUCCAUCGUCAAUCUCACCGUCAAAACUCACGGCCGAUUAGACAUCAUGUUCAGCAACGCCGGAAUAAUAAGCACAUCCAAACAAACAGUCCUCGAUCUCAACCUAACGGAACUCGACGCGCUGCUCAACGUCAACGUGCGUGGAACCGCCGCGUGCGUAAAGCACGCGGCGCGUGCGAUGGUAGAACAGCGCGUGAGAGGCUGCAUCGUUUGUACGGCGAGCGUGGCUGCCUCUAAAGGUGGAAGUAUACGGACGGAUUACGUGAUGACGAAGCACGCGCUGCUAGGGCUGGUGAGAUCGGCGAGUAAGCAGUUAGGUGUGUAUGGAAUACGAGUGAACUGUGUGUCGCCGUCGGCGGUGGUGACGCCGUUGGCGAAACGGUCGCCGGAGAGUGCGGAGAAGACGAUGAGGUUGUAUGAGAAGUUGUCGAGUUUGAAAGGAGUGGAAUUGAGUGUGGAGGAUGUAGCGGAAGCUGUGUUGUUUCUGGCAUCCGACGGUUCAAAGUUUGUUACUGGUCAUGAUCUGGUGGUGGAUGGUGGUUUGACCAAGUUACCGGAUGCAGAUGAUUUGGUUAUGUAUGAUUGUUGAUACGGAACUAUUGAUAUAAUUGGUUGCGUCGUGUGUCAUCUUUAUGUAAGCAAAGGAUUCUUUUACAAGCGUCAUGUAUCCGAUUAUGAUCUUACUCGUAACAUAUGUAAAUAAACUCAUGGUUGUAAAAAUCCUGAUUAGUCGCUGAUUAAUCGCUAGUCCUAAGUUCACCGAGUAAUUUUUUUA
Molecule: messenger RNA, 1143 nt
Organism: Helianthus annuus (common sunflower)
Lineage: Eukaryota; Viridiplantae; Streptophyta; Magnoliopsida; Asterales; Asteraceae
Product: (-)-isopiperitenol/(-)-carveol dehydrogenase, mitochondrial
Exons: 1
Coding region: 142-957 (271 amino acids)
Molecular function (GO): oxidoreductase activity
Source: RefSeq, a predicted model, not a curated record